Messenger RNA from Siniperca chuatsi (mandarin fish), 9734 nucleotides. RefSeq names its product centromere protein F (gene cenpf). Gene Ontology annotation, molecular function: dynein complex binding; transcription factor binding; microtubule binding. The record is from RefSeq and is a predicted model, not a curated record. Lineage: Eukaryota; Metazoa; Chordata; Actinopteri; Centrarchiformes; Sinipercidae. Gene Ontology annotation, cellular component: chromosome, centromeric region; nucleus; spindle pole. Gene Ontology annotation, biological process: metaphase chromosome alignment; mitotic cell cycle; regulation of G2/M transition of mitotic cell cycle. The transcript is spliced from 38 exons. Bases 413 to 8920 code for a protein of 2835 amino acids.
UCAUUCGUAACUCUUGUAGCGAAUCAUUUUAGCCUCAAGUUAACGUUGGCACAUGUAGGAUUUCACUACACAUUUUGUAAUUUCCGGCCGUUGAUUGGUAGAUUUUUGCUUAAAAUAGCGUAACGUUAUGCUAAAACCAUGUCCAACCCAGCCAACGUUAGGGUAACGUUAACGUUACGUCCAACAGAAGCAUAUUUGUAAAGUUUACGCUCCACUUCAAAUUAACGUUAAUGUUAACAUCAUUAAUAUAUCAGAGGUGAGUUUCGCUAGCGUUAGUUCACGUUAAUUAACACUGAAACUAAUGUGGUAACAUUGACGUUAGUUGACGUUAACGUUACGAUUAGCUAUGUCCGAAUAUUUGCCAACUUCUCGGUACCCCCACGUUAAACAUAACUAAGUCAGGUUAUAAACCAUGAGCUGGGCAGUGGAGGAGUGGAAGGAUGGACUUUCAGGGAAAGCCCUGCAGAAGAUCCAAGAGAUGGAAGUCCAGCUGGACAAACUGAAGAAGGAAAGGUCCCAGAAACAGUUUCAGCUGGACUCCUUAGAGGCUGCCCUGCAAAAACAGAAACAAAAGGCGGACAAUGAACGUUCUGAGACCUCUGCUUUGAAAAGAGAGAACCAGUCUUUAGUAGAGUCAUGUGACUCUCUGGAGAAAGCCCGUCAAAAGGCCAGCCAUGAUCUCGGAGUCAAAGAGCAGCAGGUGAGCUACCUGGAGGGUCAACUUAACUCCUGCAGGAAGACCAUAGAACGACUGGAGCAGGAGCUCAAGAAGUACAAAAAUGAACUGGAUCGUUCUCAGAGCCAGCCUGCUGGCUCUUCCUCCUUGUCAUCCUCCUCCUCUGAGCUUCAGCCCUACUCUACUCCACAGAAAAGUUUCCUUACCCCAGCUCCUGUCCCGGCCUACAGACAGCAGGAUAACAGAUUAGAGGAGCUUCAGGAGAAAUACAGCCAGGAGGUAGAAGAAAGAAAAAGGCUGGAGACUGAACUCAAAGUCCUGCAGGUCAAACUGUUGAGUCAGUCCUCAGUCAAUGUAAGCCACAAGGACAUUGCUGCCCGCCAAGGUGGAUCUUCCAUAUUCCCUUGGCAACAGCAGGAUCAGGCCCACAACCGCCAGUCUCAGUCAGAUGCAAUGGAAACGCCUCUGAAGAGGAGGGGGACAUCCCUGUGGGACGCCCAUGAGGAGACACCCAUUAAACCCAGCCAGCGGAUGAGCUCUUCCAGAGCAGUGCAGAGUCCCAGUGGAUCCUCCCAACAGAUGGAGCAGCUAAAAACCAUCAACCAAGAGCUGCGUGGCCGAGUGUCAGAGCUGGAGAGGAAUCUGUCUGCUCAGGAGAAGGAAAUUCGUAGCCAGGCUUCCAAGCUGCAGGAACUACACACCCAACUGAACCAGGCCCGCAAAGAGCUGACCGAACAGGACAGAGACCUGACCAAGACCAGCCACGAGCUGAGUCAGGCCAACGACAGACACCAGCAGGUUUUGGUCAAGUGUUCAUCAGUUGAGCAGAAGCUGAAACAAGUCACGGAGGAGAUGAGCUGUCAGAGGCACAACGCUGAGAGCUGCAGACGGGCUCUGGAGCAGAAACUCAAGGACCAAGAGAGAGAUGGUCAAAAGGAGCUAGCCCAGCUGCAAAGUUCUCACCAGGCUUUGGAACAGCAGCUGAACCAGACCAGAACCAAGCUAACACAAGAGAUCCAACAGUCCAAAAAAGACUACAACGUAGUGCAGGCUGACAUGGAGAAGAUGUGCUUCCAGAAGAGUCAGAUGGAGAAGGAGGUGGAGGAGCAGAAACAGAAACUGCUGAGGUCAGAACAGACCUUGCAGGCCAGCCAGACCAAAGAGCAGGACCUCCGCAAGAAAAUGGAGGAGCUGCAGAAAGAGAAGAACAGUGCGACUGUCCAGUUGGACCAGAGCAGCAGGCGUCUGAGUCAGCUGGAGGAAGAGAAGAAGAGUGCAGACCAGAGCCUCAAACGCAUCCAGGGAUUACUAGAUGACCUAAAAGCAAAAUCAGAGGGGCAGGCGGACGAGCUGAAGAGACUUCAGUCUAAACUGGAGCAGCAGACUCAGGCUUCGGCCCGGGAGCUUGAAAACCUGAAGAAGACACUUUCUGAUGCAGAGACCAAAAAUGACAGAUCUCAGAAUGAACUGCAGAAACAGAAGCAAGAGACAGAGAGGCUGACCAACAGAUUGACAGUCCUAGAGAAGGAGAGCCAAGAGCUGAAAUCCAAUCUCACUGCGAGACAGAAUGAGUGUAAGGAACUGAAACAAGAAUAUCGAGCUCUGCUGGAGUGGAGGAACAACAAGGAGACCUUGAUUAAUGAAACUGAGGCUGUGCAAAAAGACCUCACUGACAAAAUUGGCAACUUGGAGAGCAGUCUCAUCUCGCUGAAUGAGGCUAAUGAUGAACUCAAGAAGCAGCUCAUGAGUGUAGAGGGAGACAAGGCCAGUCUGUCUGCUCACAUUGAUUCCUUGAAGGGAGAACUCCUUAACAAGAGCACAGAGUUGGAGGAGAGGGAGCAUCAGUACAAGGAGCUCCAGUCUCAGUUCUCCAAGGCUGGACAGAAGCACACCAAAGACCUGGAGAAUGUUGCUGUGCAAGUGGCUCAGCUUGAGGCACAGGUCAAAGAUCUGGAGUUGCAGCUGCAAAAGGAAAUGACUCGAGCAGAGCAGGCUGAGAGGACCAACAAGGAGCUGCAGGACGAGCACAAGGCAGCCUGUGACUUGGCUCGCUCCAAAGACCAGCUGGUGGAGUUGGGCCAAGCAGAAAUUAGCCAGCUGAGAGAGAGCCUCGCUCAGGCCACUGCGCAGCAGGGGGAACAAAGUGCCAGGUUGGCAGAGGAGAAGGCAGCCCUACUGAAGCAGUGUGAGGAGAGUGUUUCAGCAAAGGCUGAAGAGACUGAGCAGCUCAAGCUGCAGUUGGAGGAGGCUCAGCAAAAGCUGCUGCUCACCAAAAACCAGGUCAGUUCCAUGGGUCAGUUCCUGAAGGUCCAGGAGCAACUGGGAGCUGAGCUGCAGAAAGAAAUUAAGACACUGUCAGACAAUGAAGAGGAACAUAAAAAGAUGAAUGAGAAAAAAUCAGAAGAGCUCAAACAGUUAGAGGAAGAGCUGAAGGAUCUGCAGAGCUGCACAGAAGAGAAGGAAAAGCAGCUCAGAGAGGCUGAAGCUCAGAUUUUGUCUCUGGAGAAACAAAAGGCUGAGCUGGAAGAUGCAGUUCAAGAGGUGAAGAAAAAGGCUGAGAACCUCCAACAGGCUCAUACUGAGAAGAUCAACAACCUUCUGGAGCAGAUAUCUUCCUUAGAAGAAGAGGUAACUGCAAGCAAAGAUGCAGCAGAGAAGCUUCCAGUCUUGAAGAAUGAACUGGACGCAGUCAACCAGUCCCAUGCUGACCUUAAGAAGUGUCUAGAAGCUCUUGAGAGGAGUCACUCCUCUACUAUUGAAAUCAAGUCUAACUUGGAGAACACCCUGGCUGAGAGAACCAGUCUGAUCUGUACUUUGGAGAAAGAAGUCAAAGAGCUCACAGAGAAGAUGAGCAAAGAGUCAGAGAGUCACGCUUUGGAGAUUGAAAAUGUUCUUAAACAAGAGAAGCGCCUUAAAGAGAAGCUUGAAGCCGCUAAGCAAUCAGUAACUGCUGCAAAAGUGGAAUCAAGUUCUCGACGGGAGGAGAUCAAGACCAUGAAGACGACUCUGUCUGCUGCUUCACGUGGCUUAGAAGAGAGAGACAACAUGAUAAAGAGUCUGAAGGAGAAGCUGAAUAAAGCAGAGGCAGAGCAGGCCAAAACGUCUGAUCUCCUGAAGGAGAAAAUGGAUGCCAUGAACAAAAUCAAGGUGCAGCUAGAGAUGCUGCAAAUGGACCUGGAGGACAACGAGACAAUCAUGAAUUCUUUUGACAGUCAGGUGGAGGAGCUGAGGAGAACCAUCGAGUCACUGGAGGCUCAGCUGGCUCAGAACCAAACCCAGAUGUCUGACAUGGAGGCCAGGCUGGAGGACAGCAAAGCCCAGGUCUCUGUCUUGGAAACCCGGUUAGAGGAGGUCCAAUCUCAGAACUCUGUGCUGGAGACACAAUAUGUCACAGCUAGGGAGGAGUUGAUGGAGAGGAGCUGUGAAAUAACUCGCCUGGAAGAGGAUGCUGUCAAACUAAGCCAGCUGGAGGAGAGCGUUGCCAUUUUAGAGUCUAAACUCAGUCAGACCACAGAGGAAAAUGUCAAGUUAGAGACAACUCUCAGGCAGAUAAUUGAGGACAAAGACAAUAAUCUUAACCAUUUACUACAAGAGAAAAACAAACUUGAGACUACUUUAAAACAGUUAACAGAUGACAAAGAGCAAGUCGAAACUGAACUUAUUCAAGUAAACGCGGAGAAGAAACAGCUGGGAGCCAGUCUAGACACACUAGCUGAGGAGAACAAACAACUGCAGACCAACAUUAAGCAGCUAACUGAAGAAAAGCAGAAAAUUGAUCAAAUAACUGUUGAGAAACAAGAAGCCGAAUCGACCCUUAGACAGGUGAUUGAGGAGAAAGCCCAACUAGAUGUUACCCUCAAUCUGAUAAACCAGGAAAAAAUCCAAUUUGAGGUUAGACUAGUCGAGCUAACCUCUGAGAAAAAAAACUUGAAUCGAGUAGUUGAGGAAAAGCUUCAGCUGGAAGUUAACUAUAAUCAGCUUACUGAAGAGAACAUCAAACUACAAUCGAGUGUGAAUCAAGUGACUGAAGAGAAGCUGCAGUUACAAGAAAGCAUAGAGAGGCAUGAAGACAAGGUGGCUUCUCUUAAAGAGGAGAACAAAUGCAUCCAGCAGCAGCUCGAGAUGAGAGAGGAGAACAGAGAAAGGAGCCAAAGGUUUGAGGCGGAGCAGGCAGAACUGCAUCAGAAGUUGGCAGGCUUACAGAACGAGCUGACUGUGUUACAGCAGCAGUACGAUUCACUGCUGGAGCAGGUGGGCCAACAAAACAGCCUCAUAAUUCAGCUCUCAGAAUUGCAGGAAACCCAGACCCAAGGAGGAAAAAUCAGCUACAUGGAGUCUGAGGAGACAGAAAUUGGUGCAGGAGCAGCAGGACAGAUUGCUGUAGAGCUGACACUUGAUCCAAGCGUCAGUACCAAUACUGAGUCCCUUCCGGUAAAGGAACAGCUGAGCCCUAUGGUGUCUGAACUGGGUGAACCUUCCCACCAGUCUGACGAGGCUUUCAGUGAGACAGAGCUGGUCUUCAAGGAGGACAUCAUUGAGCAAGAGAUGAUCCACGAACAACUGGGCGAGAAGAGGGAGGCAUGUGUGGCCGAUUUAGAGGAAAUGAGGGGGAACGAAGAGCAGCAGCAUCAACAGCAACCCUUAGAUCAGCUUCCUGAAGACAGCAGUUGUUCCAGAGAUGUUCUUGAAAGUAAACCUGAAAUCUAUGAGCUUUCUCCACCAUCUUCCCCCCUUGCGACAGAAUCACCCCAGGUACAAGAUGACCUCAACCACUACAAGGAAAUGAUCACAAAACAAGAAAAUGAACUCCAUUCCCUGCGCUCAGAGUUUGACCUACUGAACUCCGACCUCGCACUGAGAAAGGAGUUGACUGCCGAACUGGAAGUCAAAGUUCAAAACUCAGAGAAGAAAGUUCAUGCAGCAGAGGAAGAGGCACAUGGUGCAGCACAUAAGCUGAACAUCGCUUUGGAGGAGAAGAAAGGCCUUGCUGACCAGCUGGCUCAGCUGUCAGAGGAGAGGGAGACAUUAACUCUGCAGCUGCAAACGGUUAGAUGCCAGCUGGCUGAUGUUAUGGAGAUGCUGGAAGGACUGGAGAUGGCCAAAGGUGGAUGGGACGAGAAAUUCCUUCAGCAGGAGAGCGAGCUGAAGAGGGUUCGCUCCGAGAAAGCUAACCUGGAGCAGCACAUCCUGGGCAUGGAGUCUGAGCUGGAGACCUUGCAGGAGGAAAGGACCAAACUGAAGGAUGAGAUGGAGACCCAGAAGAGGACUUGUUCAGGCAUGGAGCAGCAGAUAGAAACACUCACGACAGAGACAACCCAGCUGAGGUCUGAACUUGUGUCCUGCACUGAGGAGCGAGAUGACCUGAACCAGUCUUUGGGCCAUUGGAGAGAGAAAGUUCACAGUCUGGAGAAGACUAAUUGUGAAACCAGAAACCUAAUUUCCAUCCUGGAGGACGACAUCAGAGCAGGGAGGAAGGAGUAUGAAGCCCUGCAAAGCAGCAUGGAGAAACUGAAGACAGAGAGGCAACAGCUGUUGGAGCAGAUUAAAGCGCUGGAGCAGGCAAUAUCCAAACAGAGUGGAGAAAGAGAGGAGCUUAUUGGGCAGCUUGACAAGAUCACAGAAGACCACACCUCGGCCAAUCAAAACACUGAGUCCAUGGUCGGCAAGAUACAGGCUUUAGAGGGAGAAGUGUGUCGUCUCUCGCAGUCUCUAGAGUCCUCUCUACUAGAAAAGGGAGAGAUUGCCUCUCGUCUGAACUCGACACAAGAUGAGAUCCAGCAGAUGAGGACCGGUAUUGAAAACCUCCAGGUCCGCAUCGAGUCUGACGAGAGGAAGAAAAAGAAGAUGGGGGAACUGCUCAAAGCUGCCCAGAGAAAGUCUGACUCACUGCAAGAUCGCAUUGAUGCCCUGGAGCGAGAGGCUGAAGAUGUAGAGCAAAGUCUGGAGGAAGCUGUGCUACAGGCUGAAACAGCCAAAGCUGAGCUGGAGGAGGAAAGGAGAAAGGUGGAGGAGGAGAAGAGAGAGCUUGGCAACAAACUAUCAGAGCUCUCUGCCACGCUGGACAACCUGAGAUCUGAGAAAGAACGCAUGGAGAGAGAGCUGGAAACAAAAAACAGAGAGAUAGAGGAACUGAAGGCCACUAAGGAGGAGCUGGAGAGAGGGUUGGAGAAGGCAGAGGUAGAUCGAAGAGAGGAGGAGGAAAGACAGAAAAACAGGGUAGAAGAGCUGGAGAAAGGAAUGAGAGAGGAAACAGAGAGGCAAACGAGACAAGUGGAUAACCUCCAGGCGCAGCUAGAAGCCUCUCGGCAGAGAGAGAUCUCCCUUGAACAAAAGAGUGCAGAAACAGAGAGGGAGAAAGAGAGGAUGCAGUCUCUGCUUGUAGAGAUGGAGAAAGAGAAAAUGUGUCUGCAGUCUUCUUUGGAGGAGUGGCAGACAGAAGGAGAGAGGCUCCGCUCUCAGGAAAAGGACUGGGAUCAAGAGAGAAACAACCUAAAGACCAGUACUGAGGCUUUGGAAGAAGAAAUUAAAGUGCUUAAAACACUCAUAAAAGCUAAAGAGGAAGAGAGAGAAGUGUUGGAGAAGGAGGCAGAUCAGAGACACGCCUCAGUAAAAUCCAUCUCAUCUCUUAUGGCGGAGAACAAACAGAUUGAAGAAGAAAAUGGACGGCUGGCUGAGGAGAAAGAGAAACUUCUCUCGACCCUGUUUUCAGUGGAACAAGAGCGAGAUAACCUGCACUGCAGUCUUGCAUCUGUAGAAGAAGAGAGAGAAAGACUAGAACAAGAGAGGGGGGUGUUAGCUGAUGAGAAAGAGAAGCUUCAAUCCAGCCUUUCCUCGAUCGAAAAGGAGAAACAUGACCUGCAACAAAGUCUCUUUUCAUUAAAGCAAGAGAAGGAAAGAAUAGAGGACGAGAAACAGAAGUUAGAGGCUUUAAUUGAAGUAGAGAAAAAUAACCUGUCGUCAGCUCUUUCUUCACUGGAACAAGAGAAGCAAAGAGCAGAAGAGGAGAAAGAGAAACUCACAGAAGAACAAGACAGUCUUCAGUCUACAGUUGCCUCUAUGGGGAAGGAGUUGGAAAUGUACAAGUUGUCUGUCGAACAGCUCAAUGAGCAGGUGUCAGAGCUGACAUGUCAUGCCGCUUGUGUGUCUAAAGAGAGAGACUCUGCCCUGAGCAAGAUGAGUCUUUGGAUGAAGACGUGCAAACAGCUGGAGCAGGAGAAGCAAGUGAUGCUAAACAGCUCAGGCGAUGGAAAGAGCAGCGAGGAGGUGCAGACUGACGUGAACCAGCUGAAGACGGAGGCAGAGGAGAGACAGAAGGAAGUGGAAGACCUGAAGACUGCCCUGCAGCAGAAGAGGACAGAGGCAAAAGAAAAAACUAAGGAGGUGCAAGAACUUAAGGCUGCCCUCGAUGGAAGGAAGAAGGAAUUAGAAGAGAGAAACAGAGAGCUGGAGGAGAUGAAGAGUGAGUUGAUUGAACUAAACAAACUUCUGGAGGAGAAAAGCAUCGAGGCAGAUGAGAGCAUGGAUAAAUACUGCAGCCUGAUGGUUAAAGUCCACAAACUGGAAGAGACCAAUGAUGCACUGACAACACGACUGGAGCAGCUCACUGCUAACCAACGUGCUAACGUAACUAACAUCCACUCCAGCAGCACUGACAGUACGCACUGCCGGCGCUCAGGAAGGAAGUCUUCCUCCAAACAUCAGGAAGGAAAACUGGGUGACAACACUGAGAACAUGGCUCCUUCAACACCUCCAAGGUCUCCUCAGGGAUCGUCUUCAGGGAAACGGGGUCACCAUGAUAUCUGUGAUAAAGACAGUGCCCAGGAGGCCCUGCACAACCUGACAAAGAAGAUCAAAGCCAACGCAGUGACUACGCCUAUACCAAGAACUGAACCGGAAGAUGAGGAGUUCAGACCAGAGGGACUUCCAGAGCUGGUGCAGAGAGGGUUUGCUGAUAUUCCUCUGGGGGAGGCCAGUCCAUUCAUCAUGAGGAGAACCGCAGUGAGGCGCUGCAGUCCUCGACUGGCUGCCAGACAGACUGUUCCCACAUCUGCACCUGACGUCAAGGUUUUGGGGCCCAUACCCCUCCAGAGUCCCUCGGCAGACGGCUCCAAUAGGAAGUGUCUCUCCCCAAAUGGCGAGGAGAAACUGCGUCGUUCACUGAGUUUACGGAAGACGCCAGAACAGAAAGAGAAACAACUUUUAAGAGAACAAGCACAACAACAAGACAACUGUCACGUUCAGUAGAUCGACGUACACACACACACAUUCUUGCACUUGUGAUUUAUUUGUAGAAAUAUACACAUGCACACUCAUAAAUGCACAAAAGAUUAACACUCCACUUUUUUGUUUUUUAAAAACACUCACAUUGAACUUUAAAGACAUUAAUUUUAAAAUUUAACAUCCACCCUUAAAGCAUUUAACACUUAAGAUGCACAUUUUUCUUACUUUCUUUUUGGGGGUGGCGGGCUGUGUGUGUGUUACACUUUCUUCCAGGACUGCAGAACUUACUCAUUCAUUAUGCUCUGUUUUAAGUGAUUUUUAAUGAAACUGUCUGCAUCUUUAAAAUGUCAGAUAAAUAUUUUUCCUGAGUGUUUUUAGAAUUAAUGAAACCACCUUUGUUUUAUGAUCUCUUCAUUUUGUAAGUAUCUUUGUGUAUUUACCACCAUUUUCUUUUGUACUUUUCUGAUGUUCUUGGUGUAUGUGAGAAAUGUCUUGAACUUUGUACAUAGCAGAUGAUAUAUAUGGCAAGAACAGCUAUGCUUCAUCCAUCUAUUAGUCCUGUAACUUAUCACCUGAUUGCUAAUGGCAGCUAAGAUUGUGUAGAUUUUCUGCUCUGACUUUCAUAUUUUCUAGAUAUUGUUAUAGUCAAGAAAACAGCUGAUUUUUUUGUUUUUGUUUAGACUUUUGUCUUUCUUACUGAUCUUUGCAACAAAUGCUGAAACUAGGUCUGCUUUUUAUCAGCUUCUGGAUUUUAUUUAGGUAUAAUUCAAUGUUAUUGACAAUGCCAAAUAGUUUAAAAUUGCCCUUUUUUACUAAAUGAUUUCUAACUGCUUCAUAA